Apis dorsata (giant honeybee) is the source of this 857-nucleotide messenger RNA. It is a transcript of the gene Spase22-23, whose product is annotated as signal peptidase complex subunit 3. Gene Ontology annotation, biological process: protein targeting to ER. The record is from RefSeq and is a predicted model, not a curated record. Lineage: Eukaryota; Metazoa; Arthropoda; Insecta; Hymenoptera; Apidae. Bases 198 to 737 code for a protein of 179 amino acids. The transcript has 5 exons. Gene Ontology annotation, cellular component: membrane; signal peptidase complex.
ACUUUAUUUGUGAACGCGUUACAUGUUCGGUUUAUUUUCGAACACUAACCCGGUAUUCCACCUUGUCGAAGUGCUGACGUUGAAAAAAAAAUUUAGAAGAAAUUAAUUUUGAUUAAAAUUUUUUAAUGCAUAAUUUAAUUAAUAAAUUUAUUAAGUACAAGUUUUGACAUUUUAUUUAUUGAUAAUAAAAUAUAAUAAUGCAUACUGCUUUUAUGCGCGGUAAUGCUAUUUUAGCAUAUACUUUGAGUGUUUCGGCAUGUUUAACAUUUUGUUGUUUUCUUUCUACUGUAUUUAUUGACUACAGAGCAAACGCAACUUUAAAUACUGUAAAAGUAGUUGUAAAAAAUGUAGCAGAUUAUAGUGCUUCAAGAGAGAAAAAUGAUUUGGGAUAUUUAACAUUUGAUUUACAAACUGAUCUCACUCCUUUAUUUAAUUGGAAUGUUAAGCAAUUAUUUUUAUAUCUCACGGCAGAAUAUCAAACAGAAAAUAACAAUUUUAAUCAGGUAGUAUUAUGGGAUAAAAUAGUACUUCGUGGAGAUAAUGCUGUUCUUGACUUUAAAAAUAUGAACACAAAAUAUUAUUUCUGGGAUGAUGGUAAUGGUUUAAGGGGAAAUAAAAAUGUAACAUUAAUAUUAUCGUGGAAUAUUAUACCAAAUGCUGGACUUUUGCCAAGUGUUAAUGCAUUUGGUUCUCAUACUUUUGCCUUUCCAUCUGAAUAUACUUCAUUACGUGUAUAAUAUACAUUUUUACAUAUAUAAUAUAUCAUAUUUGUUACUUUGUAAUGUUUCUAAUUAUUAUAUAUAAAAGUAAUGUGUAUAAAAUACAUUAAUAUUUCAUUUGUUAUUUAAUAGCUAUGA